AUGAAAGAUGUGUCCCUUGCAACUGGUUCUCAGUGCUUAUUACAGGAAAAACAGUUAAAACGAGAAGGAAAACUGUCACCUUCCAAUAGCGUAUUAAGUAACCAAAUGCGGAGCCAACGGGUCGGAAAACGGCCCUGCCCACCGGCCUUCCAGCACGGCCGGCCAAUGGGAUCACUGAUUGAGUUCGUUGGGGACAAACAAAGUGUUCAGGGCGUAAAACAGCUAGGUUAUCAUCAGCUACAAAUCCAAACCCUACAGAGCGCACAAGAGACGCAAACAGACUCGAGGGUCGUCCAAGUCCUACAUAUCAGUGUAAUCGUCAGCUGCUUUCCUCUUUGUGUCCCUGUUGCCUCAGAUGUCUUCUCUAUGUCUCUUCUUGACUAUCAUCUUUACUGGACCACCAUCAGGGAAGGCUUUAAGCCCGCUUCGCUGAAGUCCUUCUUGCUAACACCGACUCUCUCUACACCAGAGGACCAUCAUUCAGGAUCUCUCUAA
This is a messenger RNA of Nezara viridula (southern green stink bug), 495 nucleotides long. NCBI's taxonomy places the organism in Eukaryota, Metazoa, Arthropoda, Insecta, Hemiptera, Pentatomidae. The record is from the annotation of a GenBank genome assembly.